Messenger RNA from Canis lupus familiaris (dog), 886 nucleotides. RefSeq names its product sperm autoantigenic protein 17 (gene SPA17). The record is from RefSeq and is a predicted model, not a curated record. Gene Ontology annotation, cellular component: membrane. The transcript has 5 exons. Gene Ontology annotation, molecular function: calmodulin binding. Gene Ontology annotation, biological process: binding of sperm to zona pellucida. Bases 237 to 692 code for a protein of 151 amino acids. Lineage: Eukaryota; Metazoa; Chordata; Mammalia; Carnivora; Canidae.
AAGGGCCAGGGUGUCGUUUGCACGCUCAGCCGCCCAGCCCGCUGCUUGGCAGCUGUCCUCGGUCCAGUCCUGUAUUCCAAGACCGGAAGAUCAGACCUGGUCAGGACAAAACCGGAAAACACAAGAAUCCCCAAAUCUCGGAGCCUGGAUUUGCAGAAUCUUUGAUCUUGCCUCCGCCCUCUGAGCCCCUGCUGCCCCUUUCUGGGGGGGUACAAUAGGCAGUUCCUUCCAAGGAGAUGUCGAUUCCAUUCUCCAACACCCACUACCGAAUUCCACAAGGAUUUGGCAAUCUUCUUGAAGGACUGACACGGGAGAUUCUGAGGGAGCAACCAGAAAAUAUACCAGCUUUUGCAGCAGCAUAUUUUGAAAAUCUUCUAGAGAAACGAGAGAAAACCAACUUUGAUCCAGCAGAAUGGGGGGCUAAGGUAGACGACCGCUUCUAUAACAACCAUGCAUUCAAGGAGCAAGAAUCACCUGAGAAUUGUGAGUCAGAAAAAGAAAAAUCUCCCCCAUCUGUGAAAGAGGAUGAGACACCAGUCACAGCCUUUGAAUCUUCUGAAGAAGAAAAACAAAGAGAGGAGGAUGCUGCUCUCAAAAUCCAAGCAGCCUUCCGGGGACACUUAGCCAGAGAGGAGGUGAAGAAAAUGAAGUCAGGUGAUGCUGAAGGAGAGAAAAGAGAGGGAAAUGAGUGAGAAGACUGGUUUUACUCCCCCGCUCCCCAGAAAAACAUGAAAAAAUCAUCCAGAUCCAUCAGCCUCGCUGUGAUUGUUGUUUUUUUCUUAGUAAGGGAGAUGUGAUGUAGUGAAAUAACAUUUGUUGCUGUUGUGAAAAUCUGUCAUGAGCAUUUGUUUAAUAAACAUGCCAUUGAACACAUGCCUCUUAAAGA